GUGCCGCGCCGUGCCGCGCAGCGCCGUGCCGCGCCGCGCCACGCAAUGGCCCAGCAGCAGAUGAGCAGCUCGCAGAAGGCGCUGAUGUUGGAGCUGAAGUCGCUGCAGGAAGAACCAGUGGAGGGCUUCCGGAUCACCCUGGUCGACGAAUCUGAUCUCUAUAACUGGGAGGUGGCAAUCUUCGGGCCCCCGAACACCCUCUACGAGGGUGGUUACUUCAAGGCUCACAUUAAAUUUCCUAUUGACUAUCCAUAUUCACCACCUACCUUCCGAUUCCUGACUAAAAUGUGGCACCCCAACAUUUAUGAGAAUGGAGAUGUAUGUAUUUCAAUUCUUCACCCACCUGUAGAUGAUCCACAAAGUGGAGAGCUGCCAUCUGAGAGGUGGAACCCUACUCAAAAUGUCAGUAUUUCUCUCUCCUGUCCUACAGGAGACCUGAAGGAUCAGACUAUUUUACUGAGUGUGAUCUCUUUGCUUAAUGAGCCAAACACAUUCUCUCCUGCCAAUGUGGAUGCAUCAGUUAUGUUCAGGAAAUGGAGGGACAGUAAAGGAAAAGACAAGGAGUAUGCUGAAAUCAUAAGGAAACAAGUUUUGGCUACAAAAGCUGAGGCAGAGAAGGAUGAUGUGAAGGUCCCCACUACUCUGGCAGAGUACUGCAUCAAAACUAAAGUGCCUUCCAAUGACAACAGUUCAGAUUUACUUUAUGACGACUUGUAUGAUGACGACAUUGAUGAAGAAGAUGAUGAGGAGGAGGAUGCCGACUGUUAUGAUGAUGAUGAUUCUGGCAAUGAAGAAUCGUGACCUGCUCCUUCUGCCCCUAUAUUGCCCUGCCAACUCAGGCCAGAAGGGAGCAGCAGUAACCUAGCAGCAGUCCAGCAAAAAAGUGUGUUGAGGAUCAAAAAAAUCUUAUCUCCUGCUGUCUUUUGUUGUAUGGAUCUGUUUGCUCCUUUUUUAUGGACCUCUUAGAGACCCUCCACAGAAUGUCUGAAUUCUUGCAUUCUUAACCCUUUCAUCACUAUAAUUUCUUUUAAAAAACCCAAACAAACUCCCUUUUCCACUUCUCUAUGAAAUGCUCAUAACAAACCAGGUUUGCUUGUGUUUAGGUUCUUGAAUUAAAUACAGUCUUGCAUUGAUAUAUUCAAUGUAUUUAAAGCUGGAACAAACCCAUUGGAAGCUGGGUUUUCAGGAGCUCAAGUGCUACAUUUACUGGGAAGAAAAAAAGUCCAUGCAAAGGAAAUUGCCAUGGUUUAGCUGUUCCAUUUACAAUAAUAGUGUUUAUACAUUUGUUCAGCCUUGUGGUGGUGGCUUUUCCUUUAUAAGGUAUGGGGCAGAGAGUAUAAAGCUAUAUGAAGCUUUAUAUGAGCUUGAUGGGCUGUUACUGAAAGGUACAGUAUUCCUUUUCAGCCUGCUCAAGUUAGGAAAUAUCUGGCCCCUGGAGCCCUAGAGAACACAAUCGACUUUGUCUCUGAAAAAGGCUUGUGAUACGAAUCCUAAAAUAAACACUUAAUGUCUAUAUAACUGAGCCCUGGGUUGCCUUUUUUUUCCCAGACUAGGUUGAGAUUACGAGAUUUCAGUUUAGCUAUGCUGCUGAGAUUUGUUGCCAACUGCCCCUCUCCUGAGGGAGGAGAACAGAUGUGCAUCCUGCUGCCCAAUGGGCCAGAAUUUAUUGCAAACUUGUUUUUUGGCAGUGGGAGAGACCAAUAGCCUUCUGCCCCAGUACUCAUUAGCAGUCCUUGCUUCCUGCAGCCUAAGUCUGGUGCUGGCCUGAGUCUUCUUUCUGUUGCUUAAGUAGGUAAUAUGUUGGUUAAUGCAGCUUGCUGUAGCUCUGUGGAGUCGACAAUAGUCAAAGCUGCCUUUGAUGCCUACCUGGGGUGGCAGGCUGUCCCUGUGCCUGCAGUGACUGCUGGGGCAUGGGACAGAGGGGAUGGAUGUGUGCUGGACUCUCUCGUGGCUGGCUGGAGCAUGGGUGAGUGUGUGCAGCACCCCAGGAGAGGGGUACAUAGUGCUUUCAGGAUGAAAGAGAAGGCCAGUGGUAAGGUUUGACGGGCUAUAUAGCAGCAUGCUUCAGUUGGUGCACUGAGCUCAGCCUUCUGCAUGUUUUUGAGAGCUCUUGGUAGAGCUUAGGGCCCUUCCUUGUGGGCAGAAGAGAUUCUGCAUGCAGACACUGCAUAACCCUCUUCCUCAGUCCCUCAGCACCUUCACCCUGAUGCAGUGUGCUGCUCUUGUUCAGCUGUGAUCCAGUAGCCUGAAUUCAACUUUUGCAUGAUUCCUUGAUAAGUAACCAUCUCUGUUUUCCUGUGCUGAGACCUGGCACCUCAAAGAGCAGAUCUGAGAUGGUGGCCCUGCUUGGAUGAGACCCUCCAUUCCCACAGGUAGAGAGACAGUUACCCUGAUAAGAGUGUCAGGCUUGGGCAUUUGUUUAUGCCUCCCCAUUUCAUCUCUCGGGAUUUUCAGUGGUAUGUCACCAUCUGUGGCCUCUUGAAGGGUAUUUUGGGGGUAAACUUUGUUCUGCAAUCAGCUUUGGUGCUGUGGCCUGGGAAUAGGAUGAAAGUGAACAAGCUCAAAGUGCGCUGCCUGGAAGGACACGAGGGGAAGGCAGCCUUUGGGAAGGAAGGCUGAUGGGGCUCUGAAGCAAGCAAGGCGAAUGUAUUUUCGGAAUGUUGUUUGGCUGGGAUUUGCUGUAGCCGGGACAGUACCUGCACCUCUGCCCCAGGGUGUGCUAAUAGUGCAUCCCUUGGGCCCCUGUGGAGUAAAGGCAGUCUAGGUGGUGAUACCUUAUCCCCCAGAGCUCUCUGUGAUGGUCUGCACUCCUGGUUGUGUGUUGCCUCAGGAGGCAGCUGGACCCCUCCUGAGGUGUCCCACAUGGGCUCAUCCAGCAAGGACUGUCUCAACCUCUAGUACUUUUUGGAGCUCUCAAUGGGACACCACUGCAUCUAGUGAUAGUGGAAAGCACCCUCCAGCUUUACUCCAGCACUGUGAGGGCAAUACCUGUAUUGGCAAAUGGGCCCCUGGCACCCCUGGCUGCAGGACUAGGCUCAGGGAUGCACUGGGACAGAGACACCAACCUCCAGCUUUCAGGGGGAUGGGACGGGACAGUUGGGGAGUGAAGGAGCAAUGCUAUCUGUGCUAAUGACUUGGUAUCUAAUGGUACUGCAUCUUUCAGGAUUUCCCUUGUACUUUUGACUAUCUUUACUAUAUAUUCUCCAGUGACUUUUUACAUGCUUAGUGGUGCAAGAUGCAUUAUCAUGACUUUUCUGUAUACUUUUUUUUAAGACAACAAAAAACAAAACUAAUUUGAGAGCUUCUACUAAUUUAUCUUCCUCACUGUUCAUUACUUUGUUUCCUCUUUUAAAACAUGAACCAAACUAUGAGGGUUGGUUUUGUUUUGAUGUUUGUUGGGGUUUGGUGUUUGUUUGCUUAUUUGGAGAGGGGGUUGUGUGGUUUUGGUUUGUGGUUUUGUUUGUUUGUUUUGGGUUGGGAUUUUUUUGUUUGUUUGAUUUUUUUUUAACUAUUUAAGAAAUUGUAGAAAAACGUUUACCUCAGCUGUGUAUUCUGUGUUUAUUUGGUUUUUUUCCUAUCUCAGAUAACAUUAGUGUUUACAUUUGCUACUACAUGCCACUUCAAAUACAAUUUUCAACUAUUCUGAAACCAUCAGGGUAUACUAGAUUUCUUAGUAGCUUCCUUAGAUGUUUCUUUUCUUUUUUAGUGUAAUUUACCAGAAGGAAUUAACUGAUACAUUUUUUGUGUUGUCUUCCCCCUCAGUAGUUAUAUUUUGCCUUUUCUGCCUACUAAUAAAAAUGUGAAAUUAAAA
Messenger RNA from Pogoniulus pusillus (Red-fronted tinkerbird), 3811 nucleotides. RefSeq names its product ubiquitin-conjugating enzyme E2 R2-like. The transcript is spliced from 6 exons. Gene Ontology annotation, biological process: ubiquitin-dependent protein catabolic process; protein polyubiquitination. Bases 46 to 801 code for a protein of 251 amino acids. Lineage: Eukaryota; Metazoa; Chordata; Aves; Piciformes; Lybiidae. The record is from RefSeq and is a predicted model, not a curated record. Gene Ontology annotation, molecular function: ubiquitin conjugating enzyme activity.